CUCUCAAGUAGAGCUGUCAAAUAAACCAGAGGAGUAAAAAAAGAGCUAUAAAUCUUCCUCAUAUCUUGCCCAGAAUUUGUUUGUACGUAGAAUUGGGAAUGGAAGUAGAGGAGUCGUUGUUACCCCACUUUCUCCGCUCCCAACUCUCGAACCCUCUUCCCUUGUCUUCCUCCCCCUCCUCCUCCGAGAUCGAAGAUUCUUUGCUCCCCUCCACCUCCGACCCAGCGACGGCGUCAUUCCCCCGCCAGAAGUCCACCCUCCACCGUGCCCGCACCGCGCCCGCCAUGGCCGUCGUGCGCGACCUCCUCCCCUCUAAUCCCGACUCCUCCAAUACCCCUAACUUCGGCUCCGCCGGCUCCAUCCUCAGGCAGUCCUCCAUUCUUCUUCUCAUCUACUUGUCCCUCGGGGUCCUGGUCUAUUCCAUCAACCCCCAGGGCUUCUCCGGCGUCGAGACCCACCCCGCCGUCGACGCCCUCUACUUCUGCAUCGUCACCCUCUGCACCAUCGGCUACGGCGACAUCUACCCCCUCACCCCCGCCACCAAGGCCUUCUCCUGCGUCUUCGUCCUCGUCGGCUUCGGCCUCAUCGACGUCCUCCUCUCCGGCGCCGUCAAUUACGUCCUCGACGUCCAGGAGAAUUUGAUUCUUGAGGGUGCCCGUGCCGGGGCCGGCGCCGCCAGCUACAUCUUCGACGCCGAGAAGGGGCGGAUGAGGAUCCGGAUGAAGGUCGCGCUCGCGAUCGGCGUCGUCCUGCUCUGCAUCGGUGCGGGCACGCUGGCUCUGUACCUGGUGGAGGAUCUUGAUUGGAUGGACUCGCUCUAUCUGUCGGUGAUGUCGGUGACGACCGUCGGGUAUGGGGACCGGGCAUUCAAGACGCUGCCGGGUAGGAUUUUCGCUUCCUUCUGGCUGUUGGUGUCGACCCUGGCGGUCGCGAGGGCGUUUCUGUACCUGGCGGAGGCCAGGAUCGAUAAGCGGCACCGGAGGAUCGCCAAAUGGGUGCUGCACCGGGAUCUGACCGUCGAGGAUUUGUUCGCCGCCGAUCUCAAUCAAAAUGGCUUCAUCAGUAAAUCAGAGUUUGUGAUAUACAAGCUCAAGGAGAUGGGGAAGAUUGGAGAGAAAGACAUACUGCAAAUCUGCAACCAGUUCAACAAGCUUGACCCCAUCAACACUGGGAGGAUAACCCUCCUUGAUCUAUUGAAUGCCUCUAGAUGACCCCAGAGGAGUUCGCCAUAUACAGCUCCAGGUGAGCAGUAGCAUUUGUUGGUCUACAAAGAAAUGAGGGAAAAAACCUUUUUCUCUCACCCUUGUGCAAUUUUAGUAUAAAAAAGUAAGGCAACUGUAAAUAGAAUGAUAAUUCUUCUUUCUUUCCCUUUAUUUUUUCAAGAUGAAAAAUUUUACGGGAAAUUAAGGUUACGGAAAAUAUGGAUUCAAUCUCUACUUUGUAAGUUACUGAUAUGUCAAUUCUUUCAAUAAGUGGUCAUUAUUAAUUGCCCGUUCAUCAAGCAAAAAACAGAAAUAAUUGCUAAUUUCUAUCA
Messenger RNA from Phoenix dactylifera (date palm), 1534 nucleotides. Lineage: Eukaryota; Viridiplantae; Streptophyta; Magnoliopsida; Arecales; Arecaceae. The record is from RefSeq and is a predicted model, not a curated record.